AUGCGCCCGCUCUCUUUGAAAGGUCAUGAGCGUGCCCUCACGAGGGUCCGCUUCAAUCGUGAAGGCGAUUUGCUUUUCUCGGCAGCUAAAGACAAGAAACCUUGCGUUUGGUAUACGGAGAAUGGAGAAAGAAUUGGUAAGGUUUUCAAGUUUUUCUCUUCAUUUAUGCUUUUGAAGGGUCCUACGAUGGCCAUAAUGGAGCUGUAUGGGAUAUCGACGUUUCCUGGGAUACAAGUUCUCUUGUUUCAGCAGCUGCUGAUAACUCUGUCAAGGUUUUUAAAUAUUUCUCUUCGAAGACGUCUGACUUUUUCUUCAGCUUUGGGACUGUGAAAAAGGUGUUUGUCUGGCGACUAUUAAUACUCCAACGCCCGCCAAGUCCUGCAAUUUCUCCUAUUCUGGUUUUUUCCCCGAAAGUAAAGUAAUUUAUAAUUUAUUUUGAGGUAACCUGAUAUCUUAUACGACUCUCAAGAUGACCAAGAACCUUUCAACGCUGCAAGUUCGAGAUAUUCGCGACCCCGCUCAAAUGUCUGAAGCCAAUGAACCUGCUUUUUGCGCUCAAUUUGACGUAUCGGCAAACACAAGUAUUUUCAGCAAUCUUGACGAAGAAGUGAGUUACUCUGAACUUUAGAAAAAAAACGAAAAAAAAACGUUCAAGGUUACUAUUGGUUUCGAGUCUGGACUCAUGCUUCAGUAUGAUUUGAGAAACUCCUCAACUCAUAAGAACGCUAACGAGAACACCCACCGUGUCAGUUUAAAUAGCAUAUUCAAACAUAAUUUUUGAUUCGUUUCAGUAUAGUAUUCAAGAUCUGCAAUUGGCACCAAACAUGCUUUUCAUCGUCUCAGCUUCUCGUGACAAGACAGCGGCUCUUUUGGACGUCAACAAUUUGAACCGUCUCAAGCAGUACAAGUAGGUGUUCGAGUGCAAAAGAAAAUGCAAUCUCUCUUUACGCAUUUUCUAUCAUUAAAAUUGACCUCUCUUUAUUCUAUUAGUCGAAUUUUUAUAACAAGAAACAACUUGUCUUUCAAAAUUGAACCUUAGUGAAAUUCACUUUUCAGGUCAGAGCGACCGGUGAAUUCAGCGUGCGCAUCGCCCAACAGAGACCACAUUUGCUUGGGAGGAGGAGAAGACGCGAUGACCGUCACGCAGACUUCUGUAUCCGCUGGACACUUUGAGGCAAAAAUAUAUCACAUGGUGUUUGAAGAAGAGUUCGCCAGAUUCAAGGUCGUUAUAAACUAAGUCGAUGAUUAAUUAAUUUAUUUUUAAGGGACAUUUCGGUCCGAUCAACUCUAUGGCGUGGCAUCCGGCAGGCGACAUCAUUGCGACAGGAGGAGAAGAUGGUUACGUCAGAGUGCAAGAAUUCGACAACGACUACUCCGAAUUCAAAUACGACUUUUAA
This is a messenger RNA of Caenorhabditis auriculariae, 1397 nucleotides long. The record is from the annotation of a GenBank genome assembly. Lineage: Eukaryota; Metazoa; Nematoda; Chromadorea; Rhabditida; Rhabditidae.